Messenger RNA from Penicillium lagena, 258 nucleotides. RefSeq lists its product as uncharacterized. The transcript has a single exon. Bases 1 to 258 code for a protein of 85 amino acids. The record is from RefSeq and is a predicted model, not a curated record. Lineage: Eukaryota; Fungi; Ascomycota; Eurotiomycetes; Eurotiales; Aspergillaceae.
AUGUAUGGGGUGACAGAAAAUGGUACCGGAAAUGGCCGGCAGGGAACGAGUUUACUAUGUCGAUGGCCCGUGCGCGGGUCAAAAUCCCAUACAAAGUGGGCCACCUCAAGAGCACCACUAACCGACCAAAGCGGACUUGGUGAGAUUUCCUCGGUGUGGCCGGAUCGACAUCUCGCUAGAGGACACAGCUACGGUCCAGGCGGCGCGAGGCGUGAAGCCGCCGGCCGUGCCGCCAACCAGGACAGCCAACUGGCGUAA